Microcebus murinus (gray mouse lemur) is the source of this 2796-nucleotide messenger RNA. It is a transcript of the gene EXOC3L2, whose product is annotated as exocyst complex component 3 like 2. The record is from RefSeq and is a predicted model, not a curated record. Gene Ontology annotation, biological process: exocyst localization; exocytosis. Gene Ontology annotation, molecular function: SNARE binding. NCBI's taxonomy places the organism in Eukaryota, Metazoa, Chordata, Mammalia, Primates, Cheirogaleidae. Gene Ontology annotation, cellular component: exocyst.
CGCGGCGCGCGGGAGCGCCUGGAAGGGCGGCACCCGGGGCGCCCGGGGGCCUGGCGGGCCAGCUGGAGCGCUGCGGGCGCGGCUGCUGGAGGACAUGGCGGUGGUGCGGGGCCGCCUGGCGCCCGCCUACCCCGCCGGCCUGGGCGCCUUCGGCGUCUACCUGCGCGGCUACCACAGCGCGCUGGCCGAGUGGCUGGGGACCUCCGCCCGCCGCGGCCUGCCCGCUGGCGAUCCGUACGCGCUGCGUGCACGCACAACCAGGUGUACCCCAGAGAGGUCCUAGGGCUGGUGGACAUGGUCGCCCUGGAGAACGGGGAGCUGGGGCCCCUUCUGUCCCCUGGCACCCUGCGGGGUUUGGAGGAUGAAUGUGUCACAGACGUUAAGGCUCAGACCCGGGCAGCCCUGCUUCGAGUGCUGCAGGAGGACGAGGAGCGCUGGGGGAGCACGGAGGAGCAGCCCAGCAGCCUGGCCCAGGACGUGUGCGAGCUUCUGGAAGAGCACACGGAGCGAGCACCCCGCAUCAGCCAGGAGUUUGGGGAGCGGAUGGCCCACUGCUGCCUGGGGGGGCUGGCGGAGUUCCUGCAGAGCUUCCAGCAACGCGUGGAACGAUUCCAUGAGAACCCAGGAGUCCGGGAGCUGCCACCUGACACCUAUAUCAGCAGGACCAUCGCCCUGGUCAACUGUGGCCCCCCGCUGAGGGCUCUGGCCGAGCGGCUGGCCAGGGUGGGGCCCCCUGAAAGUGAGCCGGCUCGAGAAGCUUCAGCCAGCGCUCUGGACCGCGUGACCCGGCUCUGCCAUCGUGUUCUGGCUGACCUGCUGUUCCAGGAACUGCAGCCACACUUCAACAAGCUGAUGCGCCGGAAGUGGCUGAGCAGCCCAGAGGCCCUGGAUGGCAUCGUGGGCACGCUGGGCGCUCAGGCCCUGGCCCUGCGCCGGAUGCAGGACGAACCUUACCAGGCGCUGGUGGCCGAGCUGCACCGGCGGGCGCUGGUGGAGUACGUGCGGCCCCUGCUCCGCGGGCGCCUGCGCUGCGGCUCGGCGCGGACCCGCAGCCGCGUGGCCGGGAGGCUCCGGGAGGACGCGGCGCAGCUGCAGAGGCUGUUCCGGCGGCUGGAGUCGCAGGCCUCGUGGCUGGACGCCGUGGUGCCCCAUUUGGCCGAAGUCCUGCAGCUGGAAGACACGCCCAGCAUCCAGGUGGAGGUGGGGGUGCUGGUGCGCGACUACCCGGACAUCAGGCGCAAGCACGUGGCGGCCCUCCUCGACAUCCGGGGCCUGCGGAACGCGGCUGCCCGCCAGGAGAUCCUGGCCAUCGCGCGGGACCUGGAGCUCUCUGAGGGGGGAGCCCUGUCGCCCCCUCGGGACCGUGCUUUCUUCGCAGACAUCCCCGUGCCCCGCCCGCCUUUCUGCCUCGGCCUCCCCCUCUUCCUGGGCCGCCUCCCCGUCUCCCGGCUGGCCAGGCCCAACCUGGCCUGUCUGCCCCGGGCCCGGCCGGCGUCCCCCGCGCGGCCCCGGGCCCAGCGCUGAGGCCCGCGCCGCCCCGACUCGGGCGCCCCCAUGUGCUGCUGGCGAGCAUUCCUCGCGCGAGCAUGGCCGCCUCCCGCCGCCGCCGGGCCCGACGCAGAGCCCCGGGAGGGCAAGACCCUGAGAGGUUUUCUCACCCUACCCCAACGUCAGAAGGGAAACGGAGGCCAGAGGGAGCACGGACCUUCCCAAGGCCACGGAGCCGGUUCCCAGCACCCCUCCCGCCGCUGCCCGGUGGGGUAGGUGGCCUUCUGGAAGGCUCUACAGAAACAUCCCGGCGCCGCCCCCCUUUCCCCUCACCUCAAGGUCUGGCCCAAGUCCAGUGUAUUAAGGAAUGUUCGAUACUUAGAAUAAAGAGGUUUCUAUUUAACACAAGGAAGGGCCGAGUCCCGAGUGUGGGGGAGGAAGGGCCGGGCAGGGCCCCGGGCCAAGCGCUGCUCUCACGCCCAAGGCCGGCGGGGCCCCGGCUCCCGGGCAGGGCGGCGGCCGCGCAGGGCCGGAGCCACCGGCGACCCUGUGUGCAGAGACUUGGGCUGUGUGGCUCCGAGGCAGGCCCUUGGCCACUCUGAGCCAGGGGCCCUCACGGUGUCAAUCCCAACGUGCCCGUCCUUUCCCGGGCCUGGCAGUUCCAUCGUGGCCCGCCCGCCCCAUCCAUCUUUAGCCGGGAAGCCGCGUCCAGAGAGGAAGGAGGUUGGGGGCAGGGCCGGCGGCAUCUAGGGCGCCCUCCUGGGUUGACGCAGGAAAAUCUCAGGGUGGGAAAAUUUCCAGCCUCCCUCACCCUCAGCCCCGCCGGAUCCUGGUCCCCACGGAGACCUUGAGGUCAUCCCCCUGCUGACCCCUGCCCCUCCUGCCUGGGCUAGACAGCACAUGAUGGAUGUUUCCUGGCUUGUGGGUGUUUUUUUUUGUUGUUUGUUUUUUGUUGUUUUUCCUGAGAAGUCAGAAAGAGGAGGCAGCCCGGGGUCAGCACUUGUAGCUGGGGUUGGAAUCUCACACGUGUGAACUCAGGGAGGUGGAGGCUCCGGACUCUUGGAGCCUCAGGGCUGUGUGACCCUGGGUAGGAAGCUGCCCCUCUCUGGGCUGUGAUUCCGAUCCUCCCCAGGGGAUUGCUUAACCCCUCUUUGUCUAGGCCCGAGUAAGAUGUCUAGAGGAUGUACCUCCAAAAAAACCCGACACUUUAAUGUCAUUGAUAUGCAAAAGAACAAGGGAAAAGUUGAAGAAUCCUCUGCAACAGUAUGUUUCAGUCUGUAGACAUUUAAUUAAAAUGCAUUAACCUCA